Messenger RNA from Nothoprocta perdicaria, 1782 nucleotides. It is a transcript of the gene GBGT1, whose product is annotated as globoside alpha-1,3-N-acetylgalactosaminyltransferase 1 (FORS blood group). Gene Ontology annotation, biological process: carbohydrate metabolic process. Gene Ontology annotation, cellular component: Golgi apparatus; vesicle; membrane. The record is from RefSeq and is a predicted model, not a curated record. The transcript is spliced from 7 exons. The coding region runs from base 188 to 1219 and encodes 343 amino acids. Gene Ontology annotation, molecular function: globoside alpha-N-acetylgalactosaminyltransferase activity. NCBI's taxonomy places the organism in Eukaryota, Metazoa, Chordata, Aves, Tinamiformes, Tinamidae.
UCCUGUGGCUGCUGCCUGCGCUGGCGGCUGCAGCAGAGCUCUGGACAGCUUUGCAGGAGGGCACUUCGUGGCGCUGCAGAGGAUGCCAAGAAAGGGGACGAGAAGUCGCCCAUACCGUAGUCCGGCAAUGCACAGAGAUUGAAAGCUACUGGAAGGGAGAAUUUGCCUGUCUUGUGCUGCAGAAGACAUGGUUUCGCGGAAGGUGGUGGGAUCGCUUGUGUGUCUGUUUGUGGCUACCACGUUUCUCUGGAUGACAGUUGGGAACAGGAAAGUGCAUUACCUCCUGUAUUACCUUCCUUGCCCUGAAAUCUUCUCCAUGAAACUCCAGUACAGAGAAGAGAAGCCGAUCCAGCUUUUCCCCCAAUUAUUUUAUCCACAGCCAAGAGCACUGGCUCCAAAGCGUCAGGACGUGCUGACUCUCACGCCAUGGUUGGCCCCCAUCAUCUGGGAAGGUACCUUCAACUCUGAAAUCCUGGACCAUGUCUACAAGCCUCUGAAUCUCACCAUAGGGGUGACAGCCUUUGCCAUUGGGAAAUACACCCGGUUCGUGGGCCGCUUCCUCGAGUCAGCAGAGCAGCAUUUCAUGAAGGGCUAUCGCGUGACCUACUACAUCUUCACCGACAACCCGGAGACGAUCCCCAGCGUCCAGCUGCAGCCCGGCCGCGCUCUUGUCAUCGUCCCCAUGAAGAAAUACUCCAGCUGGCAAGAGAUCUCCAUGCGCAGAAUGGAGAACAUAAACAAGCACAUAGCGGAGAGGAGCCAUCGGGAGGUGGACUACCUCUUCUGCCUGGACAUCGACAUGGUGUUCUACAAUGCCUGGGGGGCAGAGACCUUGGGGGACAUGGUAGCAGCCAUCCACCCGGGCUAUUUCAAAGUCCCUCGAAGCCAGUUCCCUUACGAGAGGAGGAGCAAUUCAGCAGCCUAUAUCCCUGAGGAAGAGGGAGACUUCUACUACGGAGGAGCUGUGUUUGGGGGGCUGGUGAAGAAGGUUUAUGAGUUCACCAAGACUUGCCACAUGACCGUGCUGGCAGACAAAGCCAACGGGAUCAUGGCAGCCUGGCAGGAGGAAAGUCACCUCAACAGGCACUUCCUCUCCCACAAACCCUCCAAAGUGCUUUCCCCGGAGUACCUGUGGGACGACAGGAAGCCCAGGCCCCCUGAGAUCCACCUCAUACGAUUUUCCACAGUGGAUAAGAACUACAAGGAGAUACGAGACUGAGCGUCUCAUCUUUGCGGAGAGGUCAUCCACGCAGUCACAUCCACUGGAUAUCAGCUCCCAGAGCGUGUGCUCAGGGUAAACUUUGUGCCCAUUGUGAAUGAACUGAGCAAGGAAGAUGGGACUAGCUUCUCUGGAGCAUGGGUGUCUUAAAGUAUUUCAGAAGCAGCAAAAUUCAAAGUGAGGGAGACACUGGAAAGGUUUUUAUCCUCCUAAUCCCUGUAAGUGCUUCGUUUUGCUUGUGGCUACUGCACGUACGAAAACGGCCUCCGAAAGGCUCAAUGUCAAAUGCACUGCUAUCCUUAUAGCCAGGCUGCAGAUGCUGUUGCCUCCGUGUUUUCCUGAGAAACUGGGCUGGACUAGUAGAAACUGGGCUGACAGGACAAAUUAGUUUGAUUUCAUAUAGCAAUCUUCCACACUCCAAUCCACGUUUUAAAGACUCAGGUUUCAACAGAAUGGGCACCGUUUGAGCUCAAUUUGAACAACUUUGGGUUUAUUCCAAUCACAGAUGUGCACUGAACCUUUUCCCUGGAUCACGUGUCUCCAGGAAUCAUGGACUCUUUUCU